GAACAACAUUUUCAUAGAACUGUUCCGGCCAGCUGUUAGCUAUGCUGAUAAAAACAAGUCCGUGAAAUAUUGGUGUUUUUCCAUAAUUGUUUUCUCUUUUACCACGUAUUCUCUGAUUUUCAAUGGAGAAUUGCUUUGUUGACUGUCACUGUCACAUAUCAGCAAAUGAGUUUGAGGAGGAUCUGGAGGAAGUGAUCAAGAGGACCAGAGAGGCCAGUGUAAAGACUUUGGUUGCUGUUACAGAAGAAGUUGGAGAAUUUACCCGAGUUCUCCAGCUGCAGGACAGCUAUCCAGAUCUGGUGGCUCCAUGUUUUGGUGUCCAUCCUCUGCAGGCCAGCGGGGGCCUCAGCUACGCUGCACAUCGGAUAAAGUUGUAUGAUCUGGAUGCUGCCCUGACACAGUUUUAUGAUCACAAAGAACGCCUUGUUGCUAUUGGAGAGAUUGGUUUGGAUUUCACUCCGUGGUGUGCCCCCACUCAGCAGGACAGAGAUGACCAAAUGAGUGUCUUCAUUAAACAGCUCAGCAUCGCCAAGGAGCUGGACCUACCUGUCAACGUCCACUCCCGAUCAGCAGCUAAAGUCACCAUAGAGACCAUGAGAGAACAAGGUAUCAGUCGAGCUCUGCUGCAUAACUUUGCAGGGAAGCCAUCUAUUGCUCUGGAAGGUGUGAAGGCUGGUUACCUUUUCUCUUUCCCUCCUGCUGUCUGCAGGAGUCAACAGAGAAACAAGCUAAUCAAGCAGAUCCCACUGGAGCACAUCUGUCUUGAAACUGACUCUCCUGCACUGGGUCCUGACAAGCACGUGAGGAAUGAGCCCAGUAACAUCACUCUGCCUUGCUGCUACAUCGCCGACAUCAAAGGUCUGUCGCCACAAACUGUUCGGCUCGUCACUGCACAAAAUGCAUACAGACUUUUCCCCAAAGCCAACGGGUGCACAUCUGACAUGUAGGUGCAUUGUCUGUGCCUUUUGUUUAUGAAAUGAAAUGUUGGAGAAGCUAGUGGUUCUAGAUAUAAAGUCAAGAAAUUAAAUGUCAUUAGGAUCAGUCCAAAUCACAAAUCUGUGUCAGAUUUUUCAGAUAUUGUGACAAUUGUCCUCUGGAUCUUUGCUUUGAACCGAUGGAUUGACGUGAAGUUAAACGUCAUAAGCAGGACAGUGUGUUCAAGUUCAUUUUAAAGACUGUUUUUUUUAGACCUCAUACAUAAAGACCAGUGAAUCCUUACAGUCAUAUAUUCUGGAUGUUUUAUUAAAUUGUAUUCUGUUGAAGAGUUGCUCAACACUGUUCCUGGAAAUGAAAUAGUGAAAACAGCUCAUGGGUAUCUGUGGUAUCCGCCUGUCUGGUCUUGUCAGAUUGGUGCUGUCUACACCAGGUGUGAUUUAUCUGAAAGAGAAGAACAGAUGCAUACAGAUGACAGUCAGUUUCAUUAAUUAUAAGUCCUGCUUUUCCAAAAUGUACUAUGGUGUAGGAAAACUGCUGAGUGCAUUCUUGUUGUGGAGUAUUCAGCUGCAUGCCUACAAUGUUUAAAAUAUUCCAAAAUGUGCUAACAUGUGGGAAUUGAUUGUCAGUCUAAUAGCUGAUUGUUCUGUGUGAAACAUUAGUUAUAAUCCAGAUGGGUAAUGUGGCCGUUUAAUAUAGAUGUACCCACAAACAAAAUGACCAUGCGUUGAGCACAGGCGUGUUGUGCAUGUCUACGUUAUGUACGGCUACUGAAUCGCGUGACCUAAAUAAGUAGCAGGCAGCGGGAAUUAAUGGGACUUGGAAACACCCAAAGAUUUAAUAAAUUGUUCCUUGUAUCAUUUCCGACGGAUAAGUCCCGAUAAAUCUGAAGCGUUUGAUUUGUAGUAGGAUCACAAUCAUGGGAUUGUCAGCAGGCAGCUGAUGUAGUGUUCACUUGUAGUCAUAGUUACAGUGAAGCCGUGCCGCUAUCUAGCAAUGAUGUAGAAAUCUUUAACAAAUCUGUGGAUCCAGACUAUAUGCUGAAUCCCUGCCGAAAUCAAAUCACUUGGUCCUCGUGUCAUUUCUGACCUCCCUUGAAAAUUUCAUCCACAUCCGUUUGUCGGUUUUUGAGUGAUUUUGCGAACAGACAGACAAAGCAACAAUGAUUGUCACAUAACUCCACUGAGGCUUCGCCAAAUUAAAUAUAACAUUUAAAAAGCACCUUCAUUAACUCCCUUUGUAUUCUGUAAAGAGAUCCUGAACAUGUUGUAGUUUUUAGAUAUUUAGCACCAUCUUCCUCCUCCCCCUCUGGACUUUUUACAGGUUAAUUAAUCACCUAUUAAAACAUUAAAGUACAGGCAGUGCACAUUCCAAAAGAGAUAUUAAAGGAAUAUUUUACGAAAUUCUCCACACAAGUCCUCUUACGGCUCUCUUCAAAAUGCCUUCUCUCAGGCAGCCUGACAGGGGCAGGUCUCUCGGUGCAGGCCGCCCUGCGCUGCGGUCCGGCGGUCAGAGCGGUGAGGAGCACCGGGCUGGUCCGCAGGUGCUUCCGGUAGUGUCUCCUCUCGGUUCUCUCCCAGGACUGCCGGGGGUCCAUCUCCACCUGACACCACGACUCCCUCUGUAGGUUGAGCUCCAGCAGAGCCCGUUCCUCACACCCUGACAUCGCGUUUUUAUCUUUAUAUUCAGUUUUUGGUGUGUUUUUCCUGUUAUAAAUUAUCCACAGUGAAGCUGGUUGAGUCACGAUGCUGUAACGUUUCCACGGCAACCGGGAAGCACAGGAGCGUGACCGCAUCAAAGACCAUGUGUUGGGGAAGAUGAGUCACUCUGUGAGGAGCGCGAAAAACACACAGACGGCAGCAUUUUAAAAAGUACAUUAAUUUAUUUUGGGGGCUUUUCCUCGACAUGAUUAAAGCUUUUUGUUACUCAUCUAAGAUGUCUACCAGAGACAUAGAACCAAACCUAUAGUAUAAGAAAAUUAUACAAACUAUUAGAAUACUGUUUUAGCAGAUUUCAGAAUAUAAAAGGUUAAAUCAAAACAUAUUUGAACACUGUUUAUUUUGAUGAUGUGCAGGAUCAGUACCUUCAGGCCUUAAAGAAAACCAAACAAUCCUGUACACUGUCAAUCAUUUUGCCUCAGUCCAACACACUAAAACAGAAAAAGUUCAUCACAUAAAACUGUGUUUUUGUUUAUUUGUUUUGAUUUGAUUAUUUGAGUUUGAAUUAAACAAUAAAUGUAUGUAACGUAUAAUACAUCAUUCCCGUAAGAUCUCAGAACACCACCAAAGCAGCUCAUAAAUGGCAAUUAAGUUAAUUAUUGACACAAAAUGUCCUCUUCAUAGCAACAAAGCAUAUCCAGAUUCAGCUCAAUCCAUUCGAUGUAAAUAUUCUUCUUUGUACCUGAAAACAGAGUCAGAGUGAGAGCUCACUUCAUUCUUCAAACUAGGGCAGCAGGAUGCCAGAAGGUGAUUUGAUCCUCAUGGCAGAGGAAACUGACAACAGAGGGAUUUAAAGAGGCCUAAGAUAAUAUAAAAUACUGGAAACUAUUCCAGUUUUCUCUGAAUCCCAAGAAAGUGUAGAGUAGCCUCAGAAUAACAUAACUUGAGAGAUGACUCCAGUACCUGUAAGUGUCUAAUGAUCAGUUUAUGUUCCAUGGUGUGAUAUAGAAAUGCUAGCCAAGGUAAUGCUGUUUCCAUAUUAUUAAAUUACUUUAUAAAGUCAGGUGAGGCAACCAUGUCACAAAGUGCCACGUCUACAAAGUCAUUGUUGGUCUUUUUCUUUUUGCACAAAUGCAAUCUAAAACCAUGGAAUCUGUGUGUAACAGGUGUGAUCAGCUGUGGGAUCAGACUUCAUGUAGGUUGUGCCUGCUGCAGUUGAGUCCCAGUGGGUCACACGACGAUUAGGAUUAGAGCAGAUAAUGGUCUGCAGCUUAUGGACAGGCUGACUGGAAUAUACGGAACAAGUAGCAACACUGCAGGCUUCAAGUAGACCUAACGGAGCCAUAGUUUAUAUAGGUUUAUAAUGCACUUUUAUAUAUGCUGUGUUUUUAUUUUUUAGUAUUUUCAGUUUUAAUUAUUCUGAAAAAAUCUCUGUACUUCAAACUGUCUGAACUGUUAUUUCACUACUGGUACUAUACAGAGAUGCCUAUUUUAUUCUGCUGUAUUACGUAUUUUAUAUGUAGUCUAUGGUGUAUUUUUUUACCUUUGCCUAUAAAGCAUUGUGGAAAUGUGCUAAAUCUAAAAUAAAUGAGCUUGUUUAAUUGA
This is a messenger RNA of Acanthochromis polyacanthus (spiny chromis), 4196 nucleotides long. It is a transcript of the gene tatdn3, whose product is annotated as TatD DNase domain containing 3. Bases 123 to 947 code for a protein of 274 amino acids. The transcript is spliced from 11 exons. NCBI's taxonomy places the organism in Eukaryota, Metazoa, Chordata, Actinopteri, Pomacentridae. The record is from RefSeq and is a predicted model, not a curated record. Gene Ontology annotation, molecular function: hydrolase activity, acting on ester bonds.